AUGGAGGUGAAGAACUUCGCAGUUUGGGAUUAUGUCGUAUUUGCAGCCCUCUUUGUUAUUUCCUCUGGAAUUGGGGUGUUCUUUGCUAUCAAGGAGAGGAAAAAGGCAACUUCAAGGGAGUUUCUGGUUGGGGGAAGGCAAAUGAGCUUUGGUCCUGUAGCAUUGUCUCUGACAGCCAGCUUCAUGUCAGCUGUCACGGUCCUGGGGACACCCUCCGAGGUUUACCGCUUUGGGGCAUCGUUUGUGCUCUUCUUCAUUUCAUAUGCAUUCGUCAUCAUCCUCACAUCAGAGCUCUUUCUCCCUGUGUUCUACAGAUCUGGCAUCACCAGCACAUAUGAGUACUUACAACUGCGGUUCAAUAAACCAGUACGCUACGCAGCCACUGUCAUCUACAUCGUGCAGACGAUUCUCUACACAGGAGUGGUGGUGUAUGCUCCUGCCCUUGCGCUCAAUCAAGUGACUGGGUUUGAUCUCUGGGGCUCUGUGUUUGCAACAGGAAUUGUUUGCACUUUCUACUGUACCCUGGGAGGAUUAAAAGCAGUGGUGUGGACAGAUGCAUUUCAGAUGGUUGUCAUGAUUGUGGGAUUCUUAACGGUCCUCAUUCAAGGAUCAGCUCACGCUGGUGGAUUACACAAUGUAAUAGAGCAAUCAACAAAUGGAUCUCGACUACAUAUACUUGACUUUGAUGUGGACCCUCUCAGGCGGCACACUUUUUGGACAAUCUCAGUGGGAGGAACUUUUACAUGGCUCGGGAUCUAUGGAGUUAAUCAGUCGACCAUACAGCGAUGCAUCUCUUGCAAAACAGAAAAACAUGCAAAAUUAGCCUUAUAUUUUAACUUGUUGGGUCUCUGGAUCAUUCUGGUAUGUGCUGUCUUCUCUGGCUUAAUCAUGUACUCCCACUUCAAAGACUGUGACCCUUGGACUUCUGGCAUUAUCUCAGCUCCAGAUCAGCUGAUGCCAUACUUUGUCAUGGAGAUAUUUUUCACAAUGCCAGGACUGCCUGGACUCUUUGUGGCUUGUGCCUUCAGCGGAACUCUGAGCACUGUGGCUGCAAGCAUCAAUGCCUUAGCAACAGUGACCUUUGAGGAUUUUGUCAAGAGCUGUUUUCCCCAUCUCUCCGACAAGCUGAGCACGUGGAUCAGUAAAGGCUUAUGUCUCUUGUUUGGCGUGAUGUGUACCUCCAUGGCUGUGGCUGCAUCUCUCAUGGGAGGUGUCGUGCAGGCUGCCCUCAGCAUCCACGGCAUGUGCGGGGGCCCAAUGCUGGGCCUGUUCUCUCUGGGAAUCCUGUUCCCUUUUGUGAACUGGAAGGGUGCACUGGGUGGCCUUCUGACUGGAAUCACCUUGUCAUUUUGGGUGGCCAUUGGGGCCUUCAUCUACCCUGCCCCAGCAUCCAAGACAUGGCCCUUGCCUUUAUCAACAGACCAGUGUAUCCCAUCAAAUGUGACAGAAUCACCACCUACAGAGCUAUCCAGCAGACCUGCAAUCGCUGACACCUGGUAUUCGCUCUCCUACCUUUACUACAGUGCAGUGGGCUGCCUAGGAUGCAUUGCUGCUGGGAUAAUCAUCAGCUUCAUAACAGGUUUCCAACGUAGCAAGGAUAUUCAACCACUGCUAAUUAGACCUGUUUGCAAUUUAUGUUGCUUUUGGUCUAAGAAAUACAAAAGACUGUGCUGGUGUGGUGUGCAGCAUGAUAGUGGGACUGAGCAGGAAAACCUUGAGAAUGGCAGUUCCUGGAAACAAGGGGCUGAAUCUGUCUUACAGAAUGGACUCAGGCAAGAAAACCUGGUCCACAUUCCAGGCCAUGAUCCCAAGGACAAAAGCUAUGACAAUAUGGCAUUAGAGAAGAUUACUCAUUUCUAA
Molecule: messenger RNA, 1860 nt
Organism: Hyaena hyaena (striped hyena)
Lineage: Eukaryota; Metazoa; Chordata; Mammalia; Carnivora; Hyaenidae
Gene: SLC5A12
Product: solute carrier family 5 member 12
Exons: 15
Coding region: 1-1860 (619 amino acids)
Biological process (GO): transmembrane transport; sodium ion transport
Cellular component (GO): membrane
Molecular function (GO): symporter activity; lactate transmembrane transporter activity
Source: RefSeq, a predicted model, not a curated record